CAAUUCAACUAGCUAGCUGAGUACUACUGAACAUUAUGGCAUCUUCAAAAAGUGUUUGCAUGGCGGCUUUCAUGCUUCUACUAAUUUCAUCAUCCCUUAUUAGCUCAGCCCUAAGUCGACCCCCUCCCACAUUAAAUGCCCAUCAUUUCAAUCUCCAUCCUUCAAGUAGUUUGGGUGAAGGAGUUGUUGAUACUAAAAGUGAUGAGCCUUUACAUUCCCCCCUAAAGGGUGGGGAAGGAAACAUGAAAGUAAAAAAUGAAGAUAUGGUUGGUAAUAGUGAUGAAGAUGGCGGCGGUGAUGAAGAUUUGGUUGGUAACAGUCAUGAAGAUGGCGGUGGUGAUGAUGAAGAUUUGGUUGGUAACAGUCAUAAAGAUGGCGGCGGUGAUGAAGAUUUGGUUGGUAACAGUCAUGAAGAUGGCGGUGGUGAUGAUGAAGAUUUGGUUGGUCACAGUGAUGAAGAUGGCAUUGGUAAUAGUGAUGAAGAUUUGGUUCGUAGAAGUGAUGAAGAUAUUAUUUAUGACAAUGACAAGGACGACGACAUAAAAAGCAGAUGAGUGUAACCAUGACACCUACCUUCAUCCCAUCAACAUGGGUUGGCUGCUAAAUGUCUCCAUUUUGGCUACCUCAAUUUAAGGAGUUUUACCAAUUUUCUUACCAAAAUAAUAUCCAUGACUAGUAGAUUGGAUACAAGGAUUAAUGGUAAUAUGUAUUUGUCCGCACUCAAAUCCUUAAUAAUAUAAUAAGUUAGAAUAAAAGUGUUUUUUACUUUCCUUU
This is a messenger RNA of Ipomoea nil (Japanese morning glory), 774 nucleotides long. RefSeq lists its product as uncharacterized. Lineage: Eukaryota; Viridiplantae; Streptophyta; Magnoliopsida; Solanales; Convolvulaceae. The transcript is spliced from 2 exons. The record is from RefSeq and is a predicted model, not a curated record. The coding region runs from base 36 to 554 and encodes 172 amino acids.